UUUUAUAAAAUGUCUACUUCAGCGGCGCGUAAUUCCCAUGGCCUCCUUAAGCGAGCAUGGAACGAGAUUCCCGACAUUGUUGGUGGAUCAGUAUUGGCGCUCAUAGGAUUGGGAAUGGCUGCUGUCGGUGUGGCCGGAUACUAUGCCAGAGACGGUGAUAAUCGGCGGUAUAAGUUGGGAUAUGUUGUAAUGCGCCCCGAUGAUCCACGCGCAGCAAAAGUUCGGAAAGAUUAAGAUCGGUGAAUUAAAAACUUGGUUCUAAAAAAUGUAAACAAAUGGCGAAAAUAUAACGCAAGACUUAAACUAUCGUA
Rhagoletis pomonella (apple maggot) is the source of this 311-nucleotide messenger RNA. RefSeq lists its product as uncharacterized. The record is from RefSeq and is a predicted model, not a curated record. NCBI's taxonomy places the organism in Eukaryota, Metazoa, Arthropoda, Insecta, Diptera, Tephritidae.